AUGAGGCGCCCGCACACAGGCGCGCACUCACACGGCCGGGACGCACGACGCGCGCAGGACGGGAGUUUUGGUAACUUGAGGAAGCUGUUUUUCGGACGCACAGACCGCCGGGGACCGGCUGUUUUUCUGUCUGUCUCUCUGCCUCCCGGAGCCCGCGGAGCUGCCCGGAACGGUCUUAGGGGGGGAGAGAAACCCGCCGCCCGUCCAUCCCGCAGGAUCCGACCCCAGCGCGCCUCUUCUGAGGAGAGCCUGGCCUGUGCAGCCAUGCUGAUGUAUGAUUACCCACUGAAAACAGAUAUGGAGACGCCUUUUCCCUCUUCUUUGGUGAGAUCCCAAGAGCCGUACGGCGUGAUCUUCCCCCAUCCGGCCAACUUCUACGGAUUGCACAUGCAGGCCAUCCCCCAGUCUCACUCCCCCGGCAACGCCGAGCAGACCCAGCUGGAGCCGGUGGACCUGUCUCUCAGCAAGCGCUCCUCGUCCUCCUCCUGCUCCAUUUCCUCCUCCCCUCCCUGCUCCUCCCCGACGUCCCCUCCCUGCUCCCCGUCUUCCCCCUACAGUUUGGCGAGCCGCGCCUCCCCCCGCUCCCCGCCCUCGCACCCUCAGCUGCACUCCUCGCCCGUCCACCCCAGCUCCCUGCCUUACCACACCAUGAUGGCUCCCCUCAUCCCCUCGGGCUCGGGAGUCAUGAUGUCCCCGGUCAUGGUGCCCGUGCUCUACCCCUCGCCUCUCCACCUGCACCAGCCCAUCAUAGUGAGCCCCCCUGUCGGAGCUGAGGACGACCACCACCGAAGCAGAGAGUCUAAGCCAGCUCACUUAAAAAAGCCCCUGGAACUGCGAGGAGAGGCCCACGAGACGCACCAGCCCAUCAAAACUGAAAGUCACUCUGAACUCCUCCUUGACCCCAACGGCCACCACGAAGCGAAACCAUCAAUCAUCAUGAUGCCAAAGGAGUACGAGUGUAACAACCCCUCGGUAAUAGUCCGCGCAGACUCCAGGCAUCCUCUCCCCCCCGAGUCUCCCGACUCCCUGAAGAAGCGGCGGAUCCACCGCUGCGACUUCUCCGGCUGCCACAAGGUGUACACCAAAAGCUCCCACCUCAAAGCGCACCGCAGGACGCACACAGGGGAGAAACCCUACAAGUGCAGCUGGGCGGACUGCACGUGGAAAUUCGCUCGCUCGGACGAGCUGACGAGACACUACCGCAAGCACACGGGCCACAAGCCCUUCGAGUGUCCCGACUGCGAGCGCAGCUUCUCCCGCUCCGACCACCUGGCCCUGCACAAGAAGCGCCACCUCCUGGUGUGACCCGACCCGCCGCCGGGCCAACUUGAGAGAGAGAACUCUUUCCGUGGGGUUGAUGGAUGUGACCGUGCCACUGGGCCUUGACCAGAGGGGGUGGUGGGUGGGUAAGGGG
This is a messenger RNA of Menidia menidia (Atlantic silverside), 1414 nucleotides long. The record is from the annotation of a GenBank genome assembly. Lineage: Eukaryota; Metazoa; Chordata; Actinopteri; Atheriniformes; Atherinopsidae.